CGCGGCUUAAACUUUGUUUUCGCUUUACUCUCUUCCAUCUCUACCACAGCUGCCGUCCCAACUCUACUUUAUUUUGCUACCACGCGCAAUAUCAAUGAAGUUCAAUUUAAAGAAGGCCUGCUGAGAGGCGAUAUACUGUCGUCCGAUUUCACAGGCACUCAAACCACGACUCAACAAAAACAAUCUGGUUGGAUUUAUUAUGUCUACACUGGCGGGAUCGAGAGCCAGUUUGUCCUCGAGAACGGCGCCAAAGAGCAAUGGCGAGCGGCUGGCAAGAUUCCAUACGAGAGUAUUAUAGCAUGGCAAAUCCAUUAUGGACCCGGUAAAUACUACAGCCAACUAAAUGAUAAGAGUAUAGCUGCCAGAGAAAGGUUCAGGGCAAUGUUUGUCGAUUUUACUCGGUAG
This is a messenger RNA of Pyricularia grisea, 405 nucleotides long. RefSeq lists its product as uncharacterized. The annotation marks the transcript as partial. The record is from RefSeq and is a predicted model, not a curated record. NCBI's taxonomy places the organism in Eukaryota, Fungi, Ascomycota, Sordariomycetes, Magnaporthales, Pyriculariaceae. The transcript has a single exon.